GUGGGAGCAGCCAAAGCAAUAACUCCCCGCUGCUCCCAAGACCUCUAAAACCGACAUCGGUUUUCUUUCUCCUUGGUCAGCUACCACAGUCACAGAUAUCAAAUUUCCGGGCAUCUCUUUUGUUUCUUUAUUUUUUUUUCAGUCACAGUCCUCGCAAAUCGCCCGGGAGUUCGGAAUCUUCUCCCUUCCCGCCAUCCCGACUCUCGCUUACAAUUAGCUCUCGCCGCCGCCGAAAAACAGAGCCAUGUCGGCAACACCCCUCAGCAGCUUUGCUCAGGUGCUGACAAGUUCCCUGGCAGAAGCCAAGCUCGUGCCUGGCUCAGCGGAAGCACUCAUUCCUCGGGGGUUUGAGCCAACCACGCGACUGGGUGUCUCAUUCGAGGGCCGGGAUGUUGAACUGGGUAACCUUUUGCGAGUGAGCGAGGUUAAGCAAGCUCCAUUUGUGUCUUUUGAGGCUGAAGCUGGGGAUUCAUCGGGAGACGCAUCUUAUAUGUUGCUCCUAAUCGACCCCGACGCACCCACACCAGACGACCCUAAAUUUGCAUUUUGGCGGCAUUGGGUUCUGCCAGGGUUGAGGCCAUUAACUUCAGCUGAUGGCAUCGUUGCCCAGACAAAGCCGGUGCUCACUGAGUAUCUUGCUCCGGGUCCUAAAGAUGAUUCGAAACCACAUCGGUAUCUGUUCCUGCUCUUCCGAGAGCCCCAUGGCCUGACUCUUACAAAAGAAGACGUUGGCGGCGAAGAAUUUGUCCAAAGACGCUCCUUUGAUCCUGUCACGUUUGUCGAGAAGCAUCAGCUACAGUUAGUCAGUGUAAACUGGAUGAAGGGUGCUGGCGAUGGCUGGAAGGAGUAAAAGACGGGGCAUCCUGGCAGUGUCAUCCUCUUCUUCUCUCGCUUCCCAUUCUUUUUGCCAGAUAGGGCCAUAGCGAGCGGCUGUGAAGCACAAUGAU
Molecule: messenger RNA, 947 nt
Organism: Trichoderma asperellum CBS 433.97
Lineage: Eukaryota; Fungi; Ascomycota; Sordariomycetes; Hypocreales; Hypocreaceae
Biological process (GO): regulation of Ras protein signal transduction; regulation of proteolysis
Molecular function (GO): phospholipid binding; peptidase inhibitor activity
Source: RefSeq, a predicted model, not a curated record